Fulmarus glacialis (Northern fulmar) is the source of this 3533-nucleotide messenger RNA. RefSeq names its product jagged 1 (gene JAG1). Gene Ontology annotation, molecular function: Notch binding; calcium ion binding. Gene Ontology annotation, biological process: establishment or maintenance of epithelial cell apical/basal polarity; Notch signaling pathway; heterophilic cell-cell adhesion. The record is from RefSeq and is a predicted model, not a curated record. The transcript is spliced from 17 exons. NCBI's taxonomy places the organism in Eukaryota, Metazoa, Chordata, Aves, Procellariiformes, Procellariidae. The annotation marks the transcript as partial. Gene Ontology annotation, cellular component: protein-containing complex; plasma membrane.
AUGCGAAUGAAUGUGAGGGCAAACCCUGUGUCAAUGCCAACUCCUGCAGGAACCUGAUUGGCAGCUACUAUUGUGACUGCAUUACUGGCCACAACUGUGAUAUAAAUAUUAACGACUGUCGUGGACAAUGUCAGAAUGGAGGAUCCUGUCGGGACUUGGUUAAUGGUUAUCGGUGUAUCUGUUCACCUGGCUAUGCAGGAGAUCACUGUGAGAAAGACAUCAAUGAAUGUGCAAGUAACCCUUGCAUGAAUGGGGGUCAUUGCCAGGAUGAAAUCAAUGGAUUCCAAUGUCUGUGUCCCGCUGGUUUCUCAGGAAACCUCUGUCAGCUGGACAUAGAUUAUUGUGAGCCAAAUCCUUGCCAGAAUGGUGCCCAGUGCUUCAAUCUUGCUAUGGACUAUUUCUGUAACUGCCCCGAAGAUUACGAAGGGAAGAACUGCUCCCACCUGAAAGAUCACUGCCGCACAACUCCUUGUGAAGUAAUAGACAGCUGUACCGUGGCAGUAGCUUCUAACAGCACACCGGAAGGGGUUCGUUACAUUUCUUCAAAUGUCUGUGGUCCUCACGGAAAAUGCAAGAGCCAAGCAGGUGGAAAAUUCACCUGUGAAUGCAACAAAGGAUUCACUGGCACCUAUUGUCACGAGAAUAUUAAUGACUGCGAGAGCAACCCCUGUAAAAAUGGUGGCACUUGUAUCGAUGGCAUCAACUCCUACAAAUGUAUUUGUAGUGAUGGAUGGGAAGGAACAUAUUGUGAAACAAAUAUUAACGACUGCAGUAAAAACCCUUGCCACAAUGGAGGAACUUGCCGAGACUUGGUCAACGACUUCUUCUGUGAAUGUAAAAAUGGGUGGAAAGGAAAAACUUGCCACUCCCGGGACAGUCAGUGCGAUGAAGCAACAUGCAACAACGGAGGAACGUGUUAUGACGAGGGGGACACUUUCAAGUGCAUGUGUCCUGCAGGAUGGGAAGGAGCCACUUGUAAUAUUGCGAGGAACAGCAGCUGCCUGCCAAACCCCUGUCAUAACGGUGGUACCUGUGUAGUCAGCGGCGAUUCUUUUACUUGCGUCUGCAAGGAGGGCUGGGAAGGACCCACGUGUACUCAGAACACAAACGACUGCAGUCCUCAUCCUUGUUAUAAUAGUGGCACUUGUGUGGAUGGAGACAACUGGUACCGCUGUGAAUGUGCUCCAGGCUUUGCAGGUCCUGACUGCAGGAUCAAUAUCAACGAAUGCCAGUCUUCACCCUGUGCCUUUGGAGCUACGUGUGUAGACGAAAUUAACGGGUACCGUUGCAUUUGUCCACCGGGUCGUAGUGGUCCAGGAUGCCAAGAAGUUACAGGAAGGCCUUGCAUUACCAGUGUUCGAGUAAUGCCAGAUGGGGCUAAGUGGGAUGACGACUGUAAUACCUGUCAGUGUUUGAAUGGAAAAGUCACCUGUUCUAAGGUUUGGUGUGGUCCUCGACCUUGUGUCAUACAUGCCAAAGGUCAUAACGAAUGCCCAGCUGGACAUGCCUGCGUUCCUGUUAAAGAAGACCACUGUUUCACUCAUCCCUGUGCUGCGGUGGGUGAAUGUUGGCCUUCGAAUCAACAGCCUGUGAAGACCAAAUGCAAUUCUGAUUCUUACUACCAAGACAACUGUGCCAACAUCACCUUUACCUUUAAUAAAGAAAUGAUGGCACCAGGACUUACCACAGAGCACAUUUGCAGUGAAUUGAGGAAUCUGAAUAUUCUGAAGAAUGUUUCUGUUGAAUAUUCCAUCUAUAUUACCUGUGAGCCUUCACACUUGGCAAAUAAUGAAAUACAUGUUGCUAUUUCUGCAGAAGAUAUAGGGGAAGAUGAAAACCCAAUCAAAGACAUUACAGAUAAGAUUAUUGACCUUGUCAGUAAGCGCGAUGGUAACAACACACUAAUUGCUGCAGUCGCGGAAGUCAGAGUACAACGGCGACCGGUUAAAAACAAAACAGAUUUCUUGGUGCCAUUACUGAGCUCGGUCCUAACAGUGGCCUGGAUCUGUUGCCUGGUAACUGUUUUUUAUUGGUGCAUUCGAAAGCGCAGAAAGCAGAGCAGCCAUACUCACACGGCGUCUGAUGACAACACUACCAACAACGUAAGGGAGCAGCUGAAUCAGAUAAAAAACCCCAUUGAGAAACACGGCGCAAAUACUGUCCCCAUUAAAGACUACGAAAACAAAAACUCUAAAAUCGCCAAAAUAAGGACGCACAAUUCAGAGGUGGAGGAAGACGACAUGGACAAACACCAGCAGAAGGCCCGAUUUGCCAAGCAGCCAGCAUACACUUUGGUAGACAGAGAUGAAAAGCCCCCCAACAGCACACCUACAAAACACCCGAACUGGACAAAUAAACAAGACAACAGAGACUUGGAAAGUGCACAAAGCCUAAAUAGAAUGGAGUACAUUGUAUAGCAGACAGCGGGGUGCUGCCAUGCAGGGCCUUUAAGUAUCAUUAUAAAGGCACUCGAGAGCUUGUAGUUCUUCAACUGUUGUGUAAUAUUUGAGUCUAAGGCUAUUAUUUACUUAGAAUCCCUGUGUUAAUUUAAGUUUUGACAAGCUGGCUUACACUGGCAAUGAUAGUUGCUGUGGUUGGCUGGAAUACCAAGUGCUGCAUUUCACAUCUAUGCAAAACUAGUCAAAAGUGCCCUCUUGUAAAUUCAGCUGUAGCUGAUACAUCAUGGAAACGUUUCAUAAGGUAUUACAUAGCCUUAUUACUCUUCUGGAAUGUUAAUUUUUUUUUUUCUGCCAGAUGUCCCAAUUUAUACAGUUUCUUUAGAAUAAUACAUUUUAUUUAUAUUUAUUGAAUUUGAGUUUUUUGUAUAUUGGUUUUAUGGUGACGUACAACUAGUUCUGUAUUUGAAAGUGCCUUUGCAGCUCGGAACCACAGCAACUAUCAAAAAUAAGUUUAUUAUUUAUUUUUUUAUUGUAUUUUUGUUGGGGGCGGGUGGGGGGAACUUGUCAGCAGUUGCUGGUAAAUGAAGAAUUUAAAGAGGAAAAUGUGUCAAAAAUAGAAGUUUGUAUAGAUAUGUAAAUAAUUCUUUUUUAUUAAUCACUGUGUAUAUUUGAUUUAUUAACUUAAUAAUCAAGAGCCUUAAAAUAUCAUUCCUUUUUAUUUAUAUGUAUGUGUUUAGAGUUGAAGGUUUUUGAUAGCAUUGUAAGCUUGUGGCUUCUCUAUUUUGAAUUUAUUUUCUUGUUACAUGUUGCCUAUAUGCCAAAACUAAGGUGUUCUAAAAUAGUUUAUUUUUAAUAGGAUGGGCUUUCAUGCCUUGAUGCUGGUUUUUGUACAAUGUCAAACGUUUGAAACACCUUCCAUAGUAUCACUUUAAGACUAUUUGUAAGUACUGACUGAGGCAGUUUAGAUAAUUAGACUAGAAAAUUUUUUUUGCUGCUUUAGACUUGAAAAACGAGUGACAGGCAGAUAAUCUGCUAAGAAGCAGUUUAAGGGAACAAAACUGAGCUAUUACUUUAUGUAGAUGAAAUGUGAGUGGUUGCAUGUAAUUAAAAUAUCAAAUUAGCGUGUGAAGUUGG